UCGGGGAAGGGGCGCAGGUGGCAGCCAUCUUGCGUUGCGAGUCGGCUCGCUACGCUCCACGCUAGGGUACCAGUGCCUGCCCCUCUCCUGCUCCACACAGGCGAUCCCCUCGGAAAUCAGGGCACCAGAGAAUACCACAUUAAUGGACGGGAAGGCACGGUGAGUCUGGGUUCUGCAGCCGGCUGGUCCUCAGAAGGAGCCCUAGGAAGCCGGUCUCAGCCUCUGGGCGCUCUGCCUCACAGUGUCUCGGUGCUUGAUCUAGCGGGAUGUGGCCAUUCACUCACUGCUGGCGACCAGCGCCUGUGUCCCGUGGCUUAUGGAAAUUCCCCGGUGUGCCCAGAGAAGAGAUGCCAUGGCUAGCCCAGGAAAAGAUAACUAUAGAAUGAAAAGUUAUAAGAAUAAAGCCCUAAAUCCUCAAGAAAUGCGUAGACGAAGAGAAGAAGAAGGAAUACAGCUUCGAAAACAAAAAAGGGAAGAGCAGCUAUUCAAACGCAGAAAUGUUUCUUUGCCCAGAAGUGAUGAAUCUAUGCUAGAAAGUCCUAUCCAGGAUCCUGAUAUCAGUUCUACUGUACCCAUACCAGAGGAAGAAGUUAUUACUACAGAUAUGGUUCAGAUGAUUUUUUCUAAUAAUGCUGACCAACAGCUAACAGCAACACAGAAAUUUAGAAAGCUGCUUUCCAAAGAACCUAAUCCACCAAUAGAUCAAGUUAUACAGAAACCAGGAGUUGUUCAGAGAUUUGUGAAAUUUCUUGAGAGAAAUGAAAAUUGCACUUUACAAUUUGAAGCUGCAUGGGCAUUAACUAAUAUAGCAUCUGGAACUUUCCUGCAUACCAAGGUAGUGAUUGAAACUGGGGCAGUUCCAAUUUUUAUCAAACUUCUUAAUUCAGAACAUGAAGAUGUGCAGGAACAGGCUGUUUGGGCGCUUGGUAAUAUUGCUGGUGACAAUGCAGAAUGCAGAGAUUUUGUUUUGAAUUGUGAAAUACUUCCACCUCUUUUAGAGUUAUUAACAAAUUCAAACAGACUCACAACAACAAGAAAUGCUGUAUGGGCCCUCUCAAAUUUAUGUAGAGGCAAAAAUCCUCCUCCAAACUUUAGUAAGGUUUCACCUUGCUUAAAUGUCCUAUCACGCUUAUUGUUUAGCAGUGACCCAGAUGUGCUAGCAGAUGUGUGUUGGGCCCUUUCAUAUCUCUCCGAUGGACCCAAUGAUAAAAUUCAAGCAGUGAUUGAUUCUGGAGUCUGUCGAAGAUUGGUGGAACUUUUAAUGCACAAUGAUUAUAAAGUUGUAUCACCUGCAUUAAGAGCAGUUGGCAAUAUUGUGACUGGUGAUGAUAUUCAGACACAGGUAAUAUUGAAUUGUUCCGCAUUACCCUGUCUGUUACAUUUAUUGAGUAGUCCAAAGGAGUCAAUUAGAAAAGAAGCCUGUUGGACUGUUUCUAAUAUCACCGCUGGAAAUAGAGCUCAGAUUCAGGCUGUUAUAGAUGCAAAUAUUUUUCCUGUUCUGAUUGAAGUUCUUCAGAAAGCAGAGUUUCGUACUAGAAAAGAAGCAGCUUGGGCUAUAACUAAUGCGACAUCAGGAGGCACUCCAGAGCAAAUAAGGUAUUUGGUAGCCUUAGGCUGCAUCAAACCACUUUGUGACCUUUUGACUGUUAUGGACUCCAAAAUAGUUCAAGUGGCAUUAAAUGGACUUGAAAAUAUUUUACGCCUCGGAGAACAAGAAUCUAAGCACAAUGGAAUAGGCAUUAAUCCGUACUGUGCUCUCAUUGAAGAAGCAUAUGGUCUGGAUAAAAUAGAGUUUCUGCAAAGCCAUGAAAAUCAGGAAAUUUACCAGAAGGCUUUUGACCUAAUUGAACAUUAUUUUGGUGUAGAAGAAGAUGAUCCCAACAUUGUACCUCAGGUGGAUGAAAACCAACAACAGUUUGUAUUUCAGCAGCAGGAAGCACCAAUGGAAGGGUUUCAACUUUAGCUUGGAAGAAGAAACUGUGUCUAAAAAGAGUAGUUUCAGAUAUUUCCUCUUUGUUGCCAUUUUUCAGUAGCAAUGUUUGAUGUUUUUUCACCAAAAAAAGACAAUUUGUUGUACUUACAAAAAGAAAAAUUGAAACAAAAGUUUCCUGUCAGAUGGACUCUUUGUUAGUUUUUAGGGUUUUUUGUUUCUUUUUUGCUGUUUCUAUUUAUGUAUUUUGUUGUUUGGAUUUUUCUAUUUGUGAACAAGUAUUAUGCAAUUAUUUAAUAUCCUAAGCUUGAAAAACUUUGGUAAUGUAUUACAUAAUGGUUCUUAAUUUUUCAAGCAUAUCUGAAAACUGCACAAUAGCAGUACAACUAUUAUUGAUAAUUGCAUUUUGGCAGUAAGUCUGAUAUUGCCCAAGCUUUACUAAAUCUACCUCUAUCUUGAAGCAAAAAAUAACAAAAAAGCUUCAAAAACACAAAAUAGUAUAAAAGCUAAAUUAGAAUGUGGUUAUUUAUUACCUUAAAUUAUAAAUCACUGUGCUGUAGAUUAUACUUUGCAACAACAAAAAACUUACAACAUAAAAUCUGUCAAUUUUAUUUAUAAAAUGUAGACUAUUAUAGCGAUAAGCAGUUAGAAGCGGCAGUUGUGAAGAAAGAAGCUAUUCUUCAUGUUAAAUGAACAUGUUGAGUACAUUAAAAGGAUUACUUUACAAAACACUUAAAUAUGUGUGUUUUUAACAUAUAAAUACUAUCUAUUAGUAUAUUUUCUAUUUCUACCAAAUAUGUUACCAUUUUUGAAAUAGUGUUUUAUUAUUUUUUUCACUCUUCAUGUUAAAGAACAUCAUGAUAGGCCAUCGUGAAAGGUAGUGCUGCUUAUCUAAAAAGAAAUACUGUAAAUCUUUCUCUGAUUUUUCAGGGCAGAAAAUGAGCAGUUUUAUUCUCUAUGUAAUAAUGGACUUAGGUACUUGAAGGAGAAAUCACCUUGGUAUAUACUAAAUUUCUUUAAAUGUGUGUGAUAGAUUGGACACUAAAUGAUACUAUUAAUGAAAAUUGUAAAGAAUUCUUGAAUACAGUUAAAAUCUAUGUUAGACUUUUUUGGGUAGUAAUCAGAGGGUCAUACCACUGUUUGUUAUGAAUUAUUAUGUUUAUAGCAGAUUGGUCAACAUAAUGUGUGCAUUUUAUAAAUUAACAGCAAAAACCUCUUCAAACUCUGAAAGUCUUAAGAGAAAGAUUUCAAUAGUUAAAUUAUAUAUAUAUAUAUAUUUAUUUACUUAUAGAUGCAUAUAUGUGUGUGUGUCAUGUGUGUAACUGUCAAGGUACUGUUAUGCUUGGUAGAAUUUUCUAAGCAGAUAUGGUACUGUUGAGCUCAAUCUUUUAAUUUUUAGCUAUAUGAGACUAUUUACAUUUCCACUUAAUAUACCUAGGAUACUUAUUGAAAACUCAGUUUAUGACUCUUUUAAGAUGGGAAUUAGGCAAUUUUGAUAUGAUUCAUAGUCUAUUCUGUAAAAAAAGAUUUCAUUUAUGAUAGCAUUUGUAAUGUUUCUGCUGGAAAUCAGAGGCAUGCUGUAAGAGGAAAAUGUAUAUAGGAAUACUUUGAAAAAGUAUGACACUUUGUAAAUGAAAUAUGAAACUAAGCUUUUGGCAAGACACUUAAAACCUACAGCUAUAAAAUUCAGGUUUAAGUGGUGUCCAUAAUGCUGACUGCAUCUACCAACCUUUUUGUAUAUUGUUAAGUAGAAGAAUAUAUCUGUGCUCAUUUAUUAUAGUAGAAGUUAUACAGUUGAGUAUUAAAAGUUUUUCUUUUACAUUAUAUAUAUUAAAAACAAACAGGGUAGUAUUAAAGGUUUAAAAAUUAAUGGUGAAUUUAUCAGAUAAACUUUUUAUGAUGCAGAUGGUUAUAAGCAUCAGGUGACAGGGUAUUCUACUCUUUCUAACGAAUCAAAGUUGGUAAUACAGCAUUAAUCAGAAAUAACCAGCUGUGCCUGAUUUUUUGUUUUGCAAACCCUAUAGUCACUAGAAUAAAUCUCUAAGCCAAAUCUUUCAAACAAAAUAGUUCUUAAAGCAGGAAAAGUAAUAUAUAUAUGUAUAUGUACAUAUGCGUACACAUCGAAUAUCCUGUAAAGGAAAGAUUUUUAAAUUUUUGCCUAUAAAGCCAAAUUUGCAUCCGUAAGUAUAGAAUGAAACUAUACAUAAAGUACUUAAGGACAAAGUUGUAUUUAGUUUCUUGGGUAUGUUACUCCACGAAUUGGUUUGACUUGAUUUGAUUUGAAUGCACAGUGCACUAUGUAGUAGGGACCAGCUCUUGACCUGGUGAUGAGUUUAUUGCAAGAAGGCUAACAAAUACUGUGUUAUCAGCAUUCAAAGGAAUAUAUGCCUGCUCUUUUCAGCUUUACUAUUUAUAGUGCUUCAAAAACGUGUUUUCAGUAAUCUUCACUGGUCCUUGUGGAAAAAAAUUUUAACUUGCUUUAUUAAGAUUUAUUAUAUUAAAUCUGAAAGAAAUUGUGCCAAAAAUUAAAUUAAAAAGUAUUAUAAAGGGGAAUGCAUGCAAACAUUAAUACAAAUACCAAGAAAACACUUGAAAGAGUACUUUUCAUUUAGUUCCUUAAACUCGGUGGGGUGGUUAUUUGUCGGAUUUUUAGUUACUACUGGUUGAUCUAUGCAAUUAUGCUUGCUCGUUUUAUAUUUAUUAAUAUUUGACUCCCUUGUUUGUUUGUUUUUUUUACUGUAAGUUUUAUUUGGAAAGGUUCUAACUUAAUUUUUAGUGUCCUUUACAUGUCAUUUGUUUUCUUACUGGUAGUACCAGAGCAACAGAGCAAAAAAUAAUAAUAACAAAAUUUUCUGGCACAGAAAUAAUAUAUUGUUUGGUAACUGUACAAUCUACUUGCAGUUAAAUGUUGAUUUACUUAGACGGACUAAAGGAAGUGUUUAUUACCUUUGCCUUUAUAUUUUGUCUUGUCUUAAGAAGGAGCAUUAUGGAACAAGAAAAUAUAAAAAUGUUGUAGGUUUUCAUUACUGUUCUAAAUUCAACAAUUUACUGGCUGCUUAAUUGUGAAACUGUGAAAUCAAAUUGUUGACAAUUCAUUUUCAUUCAUAGCAUUACUGUUUUAUGAAAAGUGACAUUUUAGGAGCCAAUAUAAUAGGGCUCUAGAAGAGUAGUGUGUCUAAAUUCUGACUGGGGAGUGACAUGAGGGGAGAAUAUUUUUAACUAACUAAUGAAAUAACAUCUGAGCAGUAUGCAAUAUUAUGAAAUGCUAUAGCACUAUAUUGCAAAUAAUAAAACACUAUUUUACAAUUGCAUUUA
Tupaia belangeri chinensis (Chinese tree shrew) is the source of this 5245-nucleotide messenger RNA. RefSeq names its product karyopherin subunit alpha 5 (gene KPNA5). The record is from RefSeq and is a predicted model, not a curated record. Gene Ontology annotation, molecular function: nuclear import signal receptor activity; protein binding. NCBI's taxonomy places the organism in Eukaryota, Metazoa, Chordata, Mammalia, Scandentia, Tupaiidae. Gene Ontology annotation, cellular component: cytoplasm. Gene Ontology annotation, biological process: protein import into nucleus. Bases 317 to 1963 code for a protein of 548 amino acids. The transcript has 15 exons.